Cricetulus griseus (Chinese hamster) is the source of this 1039-nucleotide messenger RNA. Lineage: Eukaryota; Metazoa; Chordata; Mammalia; Rodentia; Cricetidae. The record is from RefSeq and is a predicted model, not a curated record.
AUGCAGCUGGGGCUGCUGGUCCCCAUCCUCUUCUGGAUCUCAGGCUGCUCUACUGCUCAGGAUGCAAUCACAGGUCCAAGCAUGGUGAGAGGUCAGGAGCGGGGCUCCUUGACUGUGCGGUGCCGGUAUAAGUCAAAGUGGAAGGAUUACAAGAAGUACUGGUGCCAAGGAGCUGAUUGGAGAACAUGCGAGACUCUUGUCAAAACUGAUGCUUCAGAAAAGCUGGUGAAGAAGAACCGUGUGUCCAUCAGGGACAACCAGACAGACCUCAUCUUCACAGUCACCCUGGAGGACCUGAGGAUAAGCGACGCCGGCGUUUACUGGUGUGGGAUUGACAGAGUUGGUUAUGAUCAUAUGUUUAAAGUUAAUGUGAACAUUGAUCCAGCACCCCAAGCACCCACUACAGUGUUGACCACGCUCCCCACCACCUCCACCACCACCAUGUUCACAGAGAGCGGUGCUGUAAAUGGGACCAGCAGUUUCCCACAGAGGAGCAGCCCCUACUCCACCCUCAGCGAUGACGGUGGUGACAGCGACGGUGGCAGCGGAGGCAGUGGUCUUUUGGAUCUCAGUGUGCUCCUCCCGGUUAUCUCUGCGGUGCUGUUGCUUCUCUUGCUGGUGGCCUCGCUCUUCGCUUGGAGGAUGGUGAGGAGACAGAAUAAAGCUGCUGGGCCACACUCAGAGCAGGUAAGUUCUCUGGAGGGCGAUGUCUGUUAUGCAAACCUGUCCCUUCAGCAGCCCAGACCCUCCCAUGGCUCCUCUCAGAAAAAGGGCUCCUCCAUGUCGUCCUCUGGCAAGGCCCACCAAGAGGAAGUGGAAUAUGUCACCAUGGCUCCCUUUCCCAGGGAGGAGAUUUCCUAUGCAGCUCUGACUUUGGCAGCCUUGGGUCAGGAGCCCAUUUACAACAACACUGGUUCCUCACUGGUCACUCACAUUCCCAGCACCACCUUUGAGGAGUCUACGCAAUAUUGCAGCAUCAAGAGGCCCUAGCCGGGGGCCAUGCCUCGAUCUUGGUCCCCGAAGAAGUGCUGGGAUGCAA